Messenger RNA from Periophthalmus magnuspinnatus, 5774 nucleotides. RefSeq names its product membrane associated guanylate kinase, WW and PDZ domain containing 3a (gene magi3a). Gene Ontology annotation, biological process: signal transduction. The transcript is spliced from 22 exons. The record is from RefSeq and is a predicted model, not a curated record. Gene Ontology annotation, molecular function: protein binding. Bases 9 to 4007 code for a protein of 1332 amino acids. Gene Ontology annotation, cellular component: cytoplasm. NCBI's taxonomy places the organism in Eukaryota, Metazoa, Chordata, Actinopteri, Gobiiformes, Gobiidae.
UUGAGGAAAUGAAAAGUGGUGAAGUUUUGCUGUUCUGUAAAGUGUUGAAUACGGAUUUGCGUCACUACCUCAGCCUGCAAUUCCAGAAAGGAUCUUUGGACCACAAACUCCAGCAGGUGAUCCGGGACAACCUGUACCUGCGCACCAUUCCCUGUACCACUCGACAGCCCAGGGAGGGGGAGGUGCCCGGAGUGGACUAUAACUUCAUCAGCGUGGGGGAGUUCAGAGAGCUGGAGGAGAGCGGCCUGCUGCUGGAGAGUGGAACUUAUGAUGGUAACUACUAUGGCACCCCGAAGCCCCCCGCAGAGCCCAGCCCGGUGCAGCCCGACCUCGUGGACCAAGUGCUUUUUGACGAGGAGUUUGACACUGAGGUGCAGAGGAAACGCACCACCUCCGUCAGCAAGAUGGACCGCAAAGACAGCGCCGCGCCCGAGGAGGAGGACGAGGAAGAGCGCCCCCCACUGGUCAACGGACUAACUGAGCACCCAGAGAAGGCGGAGUGGAGGAGGACGGUGCCCAGCUACACGCAGUCUGCAGCGGCUAUGGAGCUUCGAGGGUGGACCAAUCAGGACGAGAACCAGGAACCACUGCCCAAGAACUGGGAGAUGGCCUACACCGAGACGGGCAUGGUCUACUUCAUAGAUCACAACAGUAAGACCACCACAUGGCUGGACCCUCGGCUCGCGCGGAAAGCCAAGCCCCCUGAGAAGUGCGACGAAGGAGAGCUGCCCUACGGCUGGGAGAGAAUCGAAGACCCUCAGUAUGGAACCUACUACGUCGACCACAUAAACCAGAAGACGCAGUUUGAAAACCCAGUGAUGGAGGCCAAGAGGAAGACGAGUGGAGAUACACCGACAGGGAUGGCGCCAAUGGCUGCUCCACAACCAGAAGAGCCAUCUCCUCCUCGUGUGGGGGGGCGGGGCUUCACCAGGGACCCCUCUCAGCUGCAGGGCUCCAUGCUGCACACGUCAUUGAGGAAGAGCUCCCAGGGCUUCGGCUUCACCAUCAUCGGAGGAGACCGACCAGACGAGUUUCUACAGGUCAAGAACGUGCUGCCAGAUGGACCCGCAGCGCAUGACAAUAAGAUCGCCUCAGGUGAUGUGAUUGUGGACAUCAAUGGGCUGUGUGUUUUGGGAAAGACUCAUGCAGAUGUGGUGCAGAUGUUCCAGUCCAUCCCCAUAAACCAGUACGUGGACAUGGUUCUGUGCCGGGGCUACCCUCUGCCUGAGGACACCAGCACCAGUGAGGACGCAACCGGGCAGCUCGCAUCCAAAGAGCCAUCCCCCUCGCCGAGCUCCACCCCCCAGGACUACAACACCACUGAUGGCCUAACCGACGGAGCAACACUGUCCAGGCAAUCUGCUACUGUGCCCCCCAUGACCAACGGAGGGCGCCACCACCACCACCACACGCAUCACCACGCCCCUCCCCACAGUGAUGGCCCAGACCCCACGCUGCUGCAGCCCGAGCUUGUCAGUGUGCCCCUGGUCAAAGGCCCUGGAGGUUUCGGUUUUGCCAUUGCAGACUGCCCCUUGGGUCAGAAGGUGAAGAUGAUCCUGGACGCGCAGUGGUGCCGCGGGCUGCUGAAGGGAGACGUGAUAAAGGAGAUAAACAGACAGAACGUACAGACCCUCAGCCACUCUCAAGUGGUCGACAUCCUGAAGGACCUCCCUGUGGGCAGCGAGGUGCAUGUGCUGGUGCUCCGAGGGGGUCAGACCUCUCCAGUGAAGUCUCUAAAACCGAUCACUGCUCCGAUGUCCCAGUCCACAUCGCAGACGUCUCUCCCACAGUCCAACUACUCUGGAUCCCACCCUAACCCCCACGCUAACCCCCACCCUAACACUCAUAACACCCCCCAUAGCACCCCCCACCCCACGGUUCUGCCGGUGGCCCAGCCCGUACAGCAGGUGCAGCAUAUGCAAAAGCAGGAGGUGACCAACAGCUCGGAGAAUAUAAACCACACAGAGGUGCCCCCCGUCCCCAUACAGGUCCCAGUGAACAACCUACGAUCCACCUCCCCCAAACCAGACGCCUCCGAGCUCUACCUCAAGUCCAGAGCCCUACUGGACAGCAAACCUCCAAACACAAAGGACUUGGAUGUUUUCAUCAAAAGGAACCAGGAGUCGGGCUUUGGCUUCAGAGUGCUGGGAGGGGAGGGCCCAGAGCAGCCGGUGUACAUCGGUGCGAUUGUUCCCUUGGGUGCUGCAGAGAAGGAUGGGCGUCUUCGAGCGGGUGACGAGCUGCUGUGCAUAGACGGGGUCCCAGUCAAAGGAAAGUCCCAUAAACAGGUCCUGGAGCUGAUGACCAACGCAGCGCGCAACGGACAAGUCAUGCUAACUGUGCGCAGGAAGCUGGUGCACGCGGAUGGAUCAGCAGAGGAGGACAGUGGCGCCCCCCAGCCCCAGCGCGUGGCCUCUGCUCUUGUCAGCAGUUCUCCGGUGGUCCCUCGUGUGGAUGUGUCCAACGUGGCAUCCCCCCCCGGACGUUCUGAGAGCUUCGACGUGAACCUGACCCGCAAAGACCACGAGGGCUUCGGGUUUGUCAUCCUGACCUCCAAGAACAAGCCGCCCCCUGGAGUAAUACCCCAUAAAAUCGGACGUAUUAUUGAGGGCAGCCCGACAGACCGCCUGGGCCAGAUGAAAGUGGGAGACAGGAUUUCUGCUGUGAACGGCCAGUCCAUCAUGGACCUGUCCCAUAAUGAGAUCGUCCAGCUCAUCAAGGAGGCGGGGAACUCUGUCACCCUCACUGUGGUCCCAGAGGAUGAAAGCACUCCUCCGUCUGGUUCAAACUCGGCCAAACACAGCCCCUCAGCUCAGCACAGAGCCAUGGGCCAGCAGCCUCCCAGCCACCCAGACAGAAACAGCGACUCGGAGCUGAAUAACCUCUCAAGAGACACUGGGCAGAUGAUCACGUCAGGCCCCAAACAGGGCUGUUUCGUGGUGGAGCUGGAGCGCAGUCACAGGGGUUUUGGCUUCAGUCUCAGAGGAGGGAAAGAAUACAACAUGGGUCUGUUUAUACUCCGACUCGCUGAGGACGGACCUGCGCUCAAAGACGGCAGGAUACACGUUGGUGAUCAGAUUGUGGAGAUAAACGGAGAGGCGACACAGGGCAUCACUCACACCAGAGCGAUCGAGCUGAUCCAGGCCGGAGGCACCAAAGUCCACCUGCUGCUGAGACCGGGCCAGGGCCUCGUGCCGGACCACAGCUCCAAGGACAAAGUAACCUCAACCUUCCCUAGACUCUCCGCUUCGGAUGGGCCUUCCUCUCCCGCCUCUCCCUCCUCUUCCUCCUUUGCCGAACUUUCCCCUAACUCCAAAAUAUCUGACGAAUUCUACGGGACCCGAUCCAGACACAACCACAUCACUGUCCCGAGUUCUCCCAAUAGAAAAACAGCUACCAAACCAGCUAGCCCUCAAAAGUAUAGCGAAGAUAAGUUUGAGUAUGGGGAACGUUCCCACAGUCCUAGAAAGAUGGAAAAAUCUGUCGGUUCUUUGGAAGAUAUGACUUCGGAGAGAAGGGAGAGGGGGCAGAAGGAGCGGCGUUCAUCUAGUCCUAAGAAGGGGUCUAAGAACGAAAACGAACCACAAAGUCCGAGGCGUCCAGGUGGGCAACAGCCUUAUAGACCCCCUGCGGAAGAGUGGAGGUACAGCGAUGAUUUGGGAGAGAAAUCAAGAGGGACCAACGAACGCAGAAAGAAUAAAAAUGCAGAUCUAGAUGUUUAUAGAGCCAGGGAGAGGGUUGCAUCCGAAGGAGAAGGUGGGACACUUGAGCGGAGAGCGAGGAGAGAGAGGGAAUAUCGAAAUUAUAAUGAAGAAAUAGUUCGGAAAGAGCCGAGAGGGUCAAGUAGUAGCGUCCAGGAUCCGAGCUUGAUCAAUGGAAUUACUACAACUACUACUGCUACUUCUACUAGUACCGCAAAGAAGGCGCCGAUAACCCCAGGUCCGUGGAAGGUCCCAAGCACUGCGAAAAUCCAGUCCCAAAUGGAUGCAUCCUAUGAAGGAAUCUAAUCUGAGCCUUUUAAAAUGAUAGACAAAUGAAGUAGCAAGUUAUACAUAUAUAUUUUUAGACAAAUCACUGUGUAACCAAUGGUUGUUGUUCACUUUUCACUCAGUCUGCCUUGGUCUGCUCACCUUCCACGCAUGAUUUUUGAAUCGUUUUUGGGGGAUUUUGUGCCAAGAUGAAGAAAGAAGAUACUGCUCCUCGUGGCAGACACUGUGAACUUUAAAUCUGGUGAUGAAGAAUUUUACUUUUUACAAAAUGAAGGUUUAGGAAAAAUCUGCGAAAGUCUGAUUAAAGGUGCACUACGCCACCUGCUUGACACCUGCUUGUCUCCAUGGAGAUGUAAUUGCUUUGUUGGAAAUGCUUCACAGUAUGGUAUUAACGGUUAAAGGUUUUGGGCUAGCACUUAUUUCAUUACAAGUGAUUUUGUUGCUCAAAAAUACCUUGAAAAACAUGUGUCCCUACAGUGGACAGCUUGCUUCCUCGUAGAUCUGACCUGUGACUUGGCCUGGUUUCUAUGAGAGUUUAUAAGUUUGAUACUACAUUUACAAGCAGACAAAGCAUUUCCACGGAGACAGGACAGGCCUACCCUCCACCAGUAAAGAUCUGCAGUGCACCUUUAAUUUGGAUUUGGACUACAAAAAUGGCGGACUGUUUUUGUGUGUAUUCUUUUGGAGUUUUCGACUGCACUUCUGUAAUAGACUGAAUGCAUUAUCGUUUAACAUGCGGUGAGACAACCCCUCACGAGCUUUAUAUGCAUCAAUCAACAGACCAGAUACUUGUGGUUCUAAAUAUGUUCGUUUCCUGUGUGUUAAUAUAAAGAGCAUAUAAUGUAAUUUAUUCAGAUAUGUAUAAAUUAAAAUGAGAGUAAUUUGUUUUCGAUUUUUACAUCUAGAAAAUAUAUUGUUUUGUCUCAAACUAUACAUUAAAUGACAGUGUUUUCAAAUGGCCACACGAGCUCGGUUUAUCCACUGUGUAUAAGCUUCCUUCUAUAGGCCCUGUGUAUAUUUUGUAGCAUUGACAAUAUCCACAGCUAUUAUUUAACCUAGUAAUUACACAAACAAUGAAGUAGCCUAUUGUACAUGAUUUGAAUUGGAAGCUUGAUUGUAACUAGUGUAAACUUCAUUUUAUUUGAAAUAUAUUUUUACUAGCACAAAACAUAUGACACAUUGCUUGCUUCCAUUUUAACGUCUAGAUUUACUUUUUGCGAUCAAUGUUUUUAUUUAAUUUUUGACCCGAAAUGUGACGAAACAUGUAAUAUUUUUAUGAACAAGAUAAUGCCUGUCACUUUUAGGUGUAAUGAAGUUUGUGGUGUUUUGUUUUUUUGAAAGAUUUUAUAACUGGGGAAAACUGGUUUGAAGUUGUUUUAUGAAGUUACAGAGAGGAGGCUUGUUGUGGAGUAGAGCGACAUCUAGUGGCUCAUUUGUUCCAUUGCCUGUGCACUUGCAUCUCCCUGAAUGAUAGUCCAUGUACAUGAUUAUUUUUGAUAUUUUGGGCUACUGUAUUCCCUCUUCUUAUCCAUGCUGUUAAACAUUUAUGAUACUGUGGCCUUGCAUUACUUUAAUCUCUUGGAAAAGUUUUAGUUUUGACAUCAUGGUAGUUGUAAAUGUUUAUAAAUUGUACAGCACCUGUAUAAAAUUGCCUUCAUGCAUAAGAAUCCUAUGUAAAUCGUUUCAUUAUUUUUUUAAGGGACUGAUACAAAAUGGGUGGAUAGAUAUAAUCUGGUCAUGGCAUUCUGUUCAUGCACUGAAAUAAAGGUUUACUGAGUAAAAUCA